This is a messenger RNA of Rhopilema esculentum, 2222 nucleotides long. Its product is annotated as homeobox protein Hox-B4. Gene Ontology annotation, molecular function: DNA-binding transcription factor activity, RNA polymerase II-specific; RNA polymerase II cis-regulatory region sequence-specific DNA binding. Lineage: Eukaryota; Metazoa; Cnidaria; Scyphozoa; Rhizostomeae; Rhizostomatidae. Gene Ontology annotation, biological process: regulation of transcription by RNA polymerase II. Gene Ontology annotation, cellular component: nucleus. The record is from RefSeq and is a predicted model, not a curated record.
CAAGCCACCCCCAGUCAUCGCACACGAGUUCUAUGAGCAGUUAUCUUGAUUUGGGUCAGUCAAACUCAAUGCAGGGAGUUCUAACCACGGCCCCUCUAAAUGCCGCAUUCUACCCGGAAUUCGGAAGCCACCCAAGUGCUGGAGGUGACGUCGCAUCGAAUUACCCUUGCACUUUUCAUCAGUAUUCGUGGUUAAAAAGCACAAGCCCCGAGUUUUGGUGGAACACUCCAGGAGUUGAAUUUUCUUCGAUAAAAGCCAAACCACCAGAGAGACGUCGAAAGAGAACGGCCUACACGAGAAAGCAGCUGGUAGAACUUGAGAAAGAAUUUCACUUUAACCAUUUCUUAACAAGAGAACGUCGACUUCAGCUGGCAACUUCAUUGAACCUAUCCGAGAGACAAAUCAAGAUCUGGUUUCAGAACAGAAGAAUGAAAUGGAAGAAGCGUGGCUCGACGUCUGUGGAUACAACUGAAGUGGCUCAGUCUCCAGAGGAUCAAAGGAAAAGUGCCUCGACAGAUUCAAUAUUGUCCUCGUCGACAGAAGGAGAGAAUAUUGAAGAGGAUGUUACGGACUGUAUCAAAGAAUCGCCAAAGUCUUAUAACCCAGUUUUUCCUGAGCAAGAGGACUAUAGUUCAGACAAGUUGAUACAUAUGUAGAUCGUUAUUAACAAUUAAAAACAGAUUAAUUUAUUUGCAAAUUCUAAGUAUUUUUUCUUUUGUAUUGUUAAACUUAAAAGGUGUCAUUAUAACAGGGACAUAUAUUCUUAGUGGAUAUCCACGGUCUGCAAAUUCCACAAAUAUUUAUUGCAAAUUCAAGAACACUGUUGUGAAAAUCUAGAACAAAAAUUUGUAGGAAUAUACACUCCCUGCGUUAUAUAUCGAUAGAUAAAACUAAUUUAUAUUUUCUUUUUUUCAUUUUGAAUAAACUGAUUUCUUCCCUGUCUUCCUAUGAUGUAUUUUUUAUCAUUUAUCAUUACUUAAAUUCUUACCUGUCUUUACUUUUAUCAUAGUUAAUAUUUUCUUAUUCGAAUUUUCAUUUUACACUGUAUUCCUGACCAAAAUCUCAAAGAUUUGUGUCAGCUAACAUCCAUAUAUUUUCGUCAAUAUUUUAAUAAAUGUUUGUGUUUUGUUUCGUGAUUUGAUUUCAUCAGUUUUUAGAUUUUGUUUAUAGUUGUGAUCAGUUUAUUCGAUAUUUUGCUCGAAACAUUAAUAAAGAAUUGAAAGAUACGAGAAGCUAUUUAAUUAGCAGUAUUAAUCUUAAAGUCAUGGUAUUUAUCAUAGUUGUUGCACAUAAUCAAGGUUAUUUCUAAGAACCCUGUCGCCAAUAUUUGUUUUGAUUAACUUUAAACCCCCGAUUUUCAUCAUUCAAAGCAAUUUUGUGCGUGUCAAAUUUUAAAACCAACGUCAUUCUAACUUCGCUUACAUUUUUUGUAUUUGAUAAGUGCCAUUAUUUAUUAUCUUUGUAAACUUGAUAAAUACAUCAAAAAUGUAAUUGUAUUAGGUGCUGGAAUAUGAAUCUAAUUAGUAAAUAGACUACUGCGUUUUCUAAGUUUCCACUCGAGUAUUUAUCAGAGUUCAAAGUCGAACUUUCAUUUUCUCCGGAAAAGAAAUAUUGAUCGAGGUUUUGAAUAAUGAGCGAGGCAAAUUAUGUCCGAUUGUCUUUUCCCCGGAAAAUUAAAUAAUUUAGAGCAACGUUGGAGAAAAUACCGCGGUACGUCAGUGCAUAUGCUGACACGUCGGAAGUAGAGUUAGUUGGUGUAUGAUUGGAAUUAGUUGUCGCGGCUCCAUGGGUGCCAUGGGUAGCAUCAUUAAAUCACUUUUGAAUCAAAAAUAAAUAAUAUGCUAUCUUGAGUUCAUGAAAUUAUUAUCUAGAAGCUUGAUUGGGGUAAAAUCGGGCUUCACCCCUUCAAGAUACUAAUCAAUUGAGGGGUAAGUAUUUGGUGUGUCACACAAAGUUGUUAGUGCCUUUGUUCUUAUCUCUGUCUUUUCUAUUGCGACAUGUGGGGUAGAGAAAAAUUCUUUUACCCUGGUGAUAUGUGAUUCUUUAAUUUUAACAGGAUUAGUGACUUUAAAUAUAAUAAAAAUAAAGAUAUCGAGUAAAUAAUACAUUGUAGCCCAUAAAACCCUAAGAGUUAUAUUUGUGUUCGUAAUUGAAGCUAUCAUAAAGUUUUUCAAAAUUCAAUACUGUUGGGCUGUUGAUAAUGCCUUCUGUUAACUUGUUCC